This is a messenger RNA of Daktulosphaira vitifoliae (grape phylloxera), 3626 nucleotides long. Its product is annotated as discoidin domain-containing receptor tyrosine kinase B-like. Bases 405 to 3203 code for a protein of 932 amino acids. Gene Ontology annotation, cellular component: signaling receptor complex. The transcript is spliced from 17 exons. Gene Ontology annotation, molecular function: collagen binding; ATP binding; protein tyrosine kinase collagen receptor activity. The record is from RefSeq and is a predicted model, not a curated record. Gene Ontology annotation, biological process: cell surface receptor protein tyrosine kinase signaling pathway; positive regulation of kinase activity; multicellular organism development. Lineage: Eukaryota; Metazoa; Arthropoda; Insecta; Hemiptera; Phylloxeridae.
GUUGUCUACCGGCGGCAGUCGAUCUUUAGCGUUCGUCGCGCCCCGUCGUAGAGGUCGUCGCUGGUCGUUCAUCGUGUCGCGUUCAUAUCGUUGUGUGCAAAAAUAAUUUAAUAAAAAUUAAACAAACAUUUGUGUUUCACUCGAUUUAUCCAUUGACAAUAAAUUGGUUGGUUUCAUUACAUUCGGUGAGUGUUGUGUCGACUGUUUUCACGUGUUAAAUAAACGCGAAUAAAUCGCAAAACAUUAAAAUUCAGAUAAAGUUUUAAUGAUGAAAAUUGAUUACAAGAAAUUUAAACAGGUAUGCGUCGGAAAUCCAUAGAGGUACUGAAACUAGGCGGUAUAAAAAACAUCGGUUCCAUUGGAAGAAAAGUGAAAUGGUACUAAGGUGAUACUGUUGGUCCGCCAUGAUCAGACUGAUGCUUUUCAAAAAAACCGCCUUCUAUUGGCUGUGCUUUCUACUUACGUUGUUUUACACGCAUCCUACUAAUGCCAGAGAAUGUCGUUCGGCACUGGGUAUGGAAGGCAGCAAAAUCCCAGAUCACAAGAUAACUGCCAGUUCUUCCUACGAAGUGAAGUCGGUGGGACCGCAAAACGCGAGAAUUCGCCAAGAAAAAAACGGUGGUGCGUGGUGUCCCAAAGCACAAAUUAGUAGUGAAGUAAGAGAAUAUUUAGAGAUUGAUUUGGAUAGCGAUCAUCUCAUUACAUGGACUGAGACCCAAGGUAGGUGGGGUAACGGCCAAGGUCAAGAAUUUACAGAAGCAUUUACCGUAGAGUAUUGGAGGAAGUCCAUUGGACGAUGGGUGGAGUAUAAAGAUUCUAGAGACAACAAGGUAUUACCCGGCAAUGUGAAUACAUAUUUGCCGGUCAAUCAAGAAUUGGAGCUUCCAUUUGUAGCGAGCCGAGUCCGUUUUGUACCAUUUAGUCAACAUCCAAGAACUGUAUGUAUGAGAGUGGAAAUCUACGGUUGUCCAUGGGAGCAGAGUAUAAUCAAUUACAUGGCUCCAAGAGCUGAUACCGAAUUUGAAGAUGUAAGUUAUGACGGAGAUCUUGGAAGAAAUUAUAUGACUGGUGGAUUAGGAAUGUUAACAGACGGCUUGUAUGGAGCUGAUGACUUUUUACAAUCCGAUUUGCAACUCCAUAAGUCACUAAGUAAAAGAUGGGUCGGAUGGUCAAACGAUUCAACGGGUAAUAGACUUGAAUUGGUGUUUGAAUGUAAUGGAUUCCGAAUGUUCAAAGAAGUCAAAAUACAUACCAGUCAUAUACCUACCAGAGACGUAAAGGUGUUUAGUACGGCGUUGAUUUACGUCAGCUUAGACGGCGACAAAUGGCAAGAGUGGCCGAUAAAGCUGAGCACUAAGACUGAAGCUAUUAAGGACACCGCUGUGAACAUAACCAUCAAUCUGAAGAAUAGAGUAGGAAGGUAUAUCAAGAUAUGUCUUUAUUUCUCUGCACGAUGGAUACUCAUCAGCGAAGUUUCGUUCGAGUCCGAGUUGGUAGCGGCCAACAUCACCGAGCAGCUGUUGUCGCAGUACUACAUGCAAAAGGAAACCGGGUACGAGCUCCGGCAGAGCGGUGAAUCCACACAGACCAGAAAAGAAGUUACCACUGGUCCUAGCCCGGGCAACAGCACCCAGACGUAUGUAGGUCUAAUAACUGGUGCACUCGCCAUGACUGUACUCCUAGUCGCUUGCGUGGCUGUAGUACUGGCGCUAAAACGAGGCCGGCAAAAGGUAGCUCUACUCCAGUUCAAGCAAGCCACUCUGGGUGCGCCCAAACAACAGUCGAUUAACAUGAAACACCUGAACAUAUCGAAAACAAUGGGGUCGUCGUCACUGUACGGGCGCAACACAAUAGUAGGCGGCAAUCAAGUGAGCCACGAGUCCGAGGACAGUGACAACUCCUCUGUUUACCACGAACCCUACAAGCGGCUACCGUCCAAAAACUACGAUUAUGCUCCAACCACGUUUUUGUUUAAAAAAGAAAUGGCCGCGAUGACCACGAGCAAGAGUAGCGAUUACACGGGUCAGUACAACUUCACGAGUGUUGGUAGUUUCGGUCAGGACGAAGUCAAAUACUCGUCUCCGUCCAUGUACACCCUCAACCAACCGCCUCCGCCUCCGAACUCGAAGCCUCCGCCGCUACUGCAGUCCGAGCAGCUCAACAAAUCGCUUCCGGCCAAUCUGCAUAACUACUACGCCGCCAUCGAUAUAAUCAAAACCGAACGAAAAGAGCAGCAUUUUACUCCUGGCAAAUUCACCAGCAUGAAAUUGCCCGAAGACAAACAGGACGAGUGCAGCCAAACGUCGUUGUACGAGGUGUCUAGGAGCAGGCUGCGAGUGAUCGAAAAACUGGGCGAGGGCGUUUUCGGAAUGAUCCACUUAUGCGAAACGGACGGAAUCCCUGAAUACAAUGCUACGUCGACAUUCCAUAAGAAACGAGUGAUCGUCAAAUCACUGCGGCGAGGUUGCGGGGAACAAAACAAACAAGAGGUGAUGAGAGAAACGAAAUGCUUGUACACCGUUCGGGAUCCCAACGUCGCUCGAAUCGUGGGCGUGUGCGGUCCCGACGAGCCAUUGUGUAUCAUCCAAGAAUACUGCGAAUAUGGAGAUUUGCCGACUUUCCUAAAACUCCAAACCACCGAAUCCACCGAAAGUCUUCCCACGAUCAACUAUGGCUGUUUGCUGUACUUUGCCACCCAAAUCGCCUCGGGUAUGAAGCACUUGGAAGGCAAAGGAAUCGUUCAUAGAGACUUGGCGGCAAGAAACUGUAUGGUCGGCAAGAAUUAUUCAUUAAAAAUAUCCGAUCACGCUAUUUACUGCAGUCAAUUCGAUGCCGAUUACUAUGUUAGUGACACUAAAUCAAGAUUACCAAUUAGAUGGAUGUCCUGGGAAAGUUUACUAUUGGGUAAAUAUACGUCGAAAAGUGACGUUUGGUCGUUUGCUGUCACGUUAUGGGAGAUAUUGAUGUUCUGCAGUGAUCAGCCGUUAGCAGAGUUGACCAACGAACAAGUGGUAGAAAACACUAACCACAUGUACUUGGCUAACGGCAAAUAUCGAUACGCAGAACCACCUCCGAGCUGCCCGCGGGAGAUGUACGAGCUAAUGGCUGAGUGUUGGAAGCGAAACGAUGCGGACCGACCGACGUUUUCCGAAAUUCAUUUGUUUCUGCAGCGUAAAAACCUGGGCUACGUCCCGGUGAUAUAGGACGGUAUGUGAACGCGGAUAAAAAAAGGUAAUACACUUUACUCGGAGUACUAUUGUUUCGCCUCUUCCGGACAAACGCCGUAACAAGAAAUAAUUGAUGAGACGUCAAGACGCGCCCGGACACUGUCAGUGUAUGGAACGCUUCUGAUGAACAUUAAAAUUUCACGUUUGUAUACCGUAGGGAAAGCUGUUUAAAAAUUAAACGCUUGCUCCGUGUCAAAUUGUACUUUCGAAAAAUAUUUUUUUACACCUAUCUCCUAUGAUAUUUAAUAUUGUUAUAUCGCCAUACGAAUCGCGACUUAACAUUGUAAGGUAUCCGUUUCUGUGCGAUGUUCGUCUCUUUUUUUCUCUCUCUCUCUCUCUGACUUUACGUUUCUCGAAUUUUGUUUCAUUUCUCAGUAAUAUAUUAUACUUAGUCAUAAC